AUGUCGCUUCGACCGUCGCCCAUCUUGCGCCAACUGGCGUCACUAUCUUCUCGCCCUCGUAUACAACCACAAACAAAGCCGUGGAUCUGUCGACAAUGCCAACAAUCCCGUCCACUUCUGCAACGAAGAUCCUAUGCCAGCCAGCCUGCUGAUGACCCGUCGUUUACUUCAAUUGUCGAUGUACAGCCUCAACUCGUUCGCGUCGGCGGUAAAAAGCAUGGCUGGGGCUUGCUAGUCUUGGCUGUUAUUCCAAUUACCGCCUUCGCCCUAGGUUCAUGGCAGGUCCAGAGACUAGGAUGGAAGACUGAACUCAUCGCCCGCUUCGAAGAUCGCCUCGUGCGUGACCCCUUACCUCUACCUCCGAGUAUCGACCCGGCUGCCAUAAAGGACUUCGAUUACAGAAGAGUCUACGCUUCUGGUAAAUUCCGCCACGAUCAGGAAAUGCUCAUCGGACCCAGACUUCUCGAUGGCAACGAUGGUUACAUGGUUGUGACUCCCCUCGAACGCGAAUUUGAAGGCUACUCUGGCAACUCAAAAAUUCUCAUCUGCCGAGGCUGGAUUCCGAAAGACAAGGCGAACCAACGUGCUAGACCCGAAGGCCUACCACAAGGCGAAGUCACCGUCCAGGGUCUGCUGAGAGAGCCAUGGAAGAAAAACAUGUUCACACCCGAGAACAAGCCCGAGCAGGGUGCUUUCUACUUCCCUGAUGUUGAACAAAUGGCCAACUUGACAGGUAGUCAGCCUGUGUGGAUCGAAGAGACUAUGAAGCCCGACCUUGUUGAGUCUUACGAUAGAGAAGCAAAGGGCAUACCUAUUGGAAGACCGGCUGAGGUAAACCUUCGAAACAAUCACACCCAAUAUAUUUUCACAUGGUAUUCUUUGGCUGCUGCUACGUCUGUCAUGCUCUGGAUGGUUAUCAAGAAGCCAUCGUCUCGUGCAGCUCGUAGAGUGCGCCAGUCUGGCCAAUGGUAA
Aureobasidium melanogenum CBS 110374 is the source of this 972-nucleotide messenger RNA. RefSeq names its product SURF1 family protein. Gene Ontology annotation, biological process: mitochondrial respiratory chain complex IV assembly. The coding region runs from base 1 to 972 and encodes 323 amino acids. Lineage: Eukaryota; Fungi; Ascomycota; Dothideomycetes; Dothideales; Saccotheciaceae. The transcript has 2 exons. Gene Ontology annotation, cellular component: membrane; mitochondrion. The record is from RefSeq and is a predicted model, not a curated record.